GGGUCACAGCAAGAGGCGUGACAGUGUCCUGGGCGUCCCCCGUCUAAAGGGCAGCGACUUGUGCUGACUGAGGCCUGGCCUCCCGGGCUCCUCGCUGUGAGAGGCUGGUCAGGGCCAGGGCAGUGGACCUGUCCUCGUCUGUGCAUUGCUGUCUCAAAGCCCAGACACGAGGUACAGUCAGGACGUAGUGUGCUCUGGAAACGCCCUUGUUGGUGUACAGAUAAUUCAUCUGGAACGUUGCCCCAGGCCAGCCUAGCUUGGAUGAUUCCAGACGUUGGGGCAGAGCUGGAUGGAGUCCCAUCCGACACUGGGUCCUGGAAGGGUGGCUCAGUGAACAGUCCCAGGCAAGGAAGAAGGACCUGGCUUGGCCUCCGGGAAGGAAAAGGAGUCUCUCGUGAGAAUCCCAACCCAAAGUCACCAGCCUGAGGGUGCAGCCUCCCGGCUCUGGAACUUCGACGGCUGAGGUCUGAGGACAAGCCGGGCACAACAGUGGCCGCAGCCGCUCUGCCAGGGGCCACCCCGCAGACGCAGCCCUCUGCAGGGAGCUCACGGUGCAGAGUUGUCAACCCGAGGAAGCCGCAGACCAGCAAGCCCUGGCACCCUCCCUGAGGAAUUCAAGACAAAAACGGGUGGAUUUGAGAGAGAACAAAACAGAACCUGGAAGAACGGAGAAGAGUGUGUCCUCAGGGCCGCAUCCGGAGGCGGAGCCUGUGCAGCGAGUCGCACGGCUUCAUAUACAGAAUCUACAAACUUACACUAAUGUAAGUUUAGUGUAAAGAAUCAUCGCCUAGUGACACAGGCUGAGCGAGAAAGGGGUGCAGACACAGUGGGCGCAGGGGGAGCAGCGCCCGCAGGGCUGAGCCCCGCGCCCAGGAGGAGCACAUUUCGGAGACCACGCCCCCGCCCCACCCCCAGCCCCACCCCCUGUUGGCCAGGGGCCGCGGCCGAGGCGCCCACCCGCUGGGACGCUGGCGAGACUGGGGCAGGGGUGCUCGCCUGGAGGUCGUGGACAGCCCCGCGGGGCCGGGGUACCUCUGCCGGCAGAGGGGAAAUAUCUGCAGAGCCGGCAUCAGAGCCAAGCGAGGAAGCGGGGAGAGGCGAGACUGGCGUUAACAACGAAAACCUCCCUGGAUGGGCCAAGCACCAAGGGGGUGCCCGAAGCUGAGGGCAGCGGAAGCCAAGAUAACUGGUCUUCAAGUUCACCUUGGUCAGCCACGUCUCCGCCAAGUCAACCUGCCUCCUGUGCCCGUUAAGCCACAGACCCACACCUUGCGUCCCAUUCGUGAAUCAUCUGAGACGGACGUGAUGCACCAAAAUAUUUACGACUACAUCCACGUGGACGACCGCCAGGACUUCCGCCGGCAGCUGCACUGGGCCAUGGACCCUCCCCAGGCUGGGUGUGGGCAGAACCUGCUCUCGGAGACAGGAGAGGACGCCGUCCUGGGGAGGCUGCUCCGGGCCCAGGAGGGGGCCGCGGGCUGGCCCACCGAGUACUCGGCCUUCCUGACGCGAUGCUUCAUUUGCCGCGUGCGCUGCCUGCUGGACAGCACCUCGGGCUUCCUGACGAUGCAGUUUCAAGGGAAACUAAAAUUCCUGUUCGGGCAGAAGAGGAGGGCCCCGUCGGGAGCCGCCCUGCCCCCUCGGCUCUCCCUGUUCUGCGUCGUGGCGCCCCUGCCUACUGCGCUGAAGAUGCAGAGCGCGUGUCUGAGGGCGAAGCACAGGGCGGACGUCUCGGCCACGCCGGACACAAAAGCAAAAGCUGCCGCAAGCCUCUGUGAACCAGAAUUGCACGGAAAACCCAGUUACUUAGCAGGGAGGGGCAGCGGAGGAAACGGCCUGUCCGUGUUCAGGAGGCCCGCAGACGCCUGCCACUGGGGCCGGCUGGCAAGCCGGGGCCCCUGCCUGUGCCUGCGGGGCGGCCACGAUCUCCUCCACCCCCACCCCGAGGGGGCCGCAGGGGAUGGGCGAGGAGAGGAACUGGGGGGGGUGCCGAGGGGCCCCUCCUGCCCAAGGGAGCGGAGGGACGUCCCCCCAUACAGCUGCCACCUCGAGACACAGGGACCCUCGAAGCACCUGAACUGGACGCCGGGGAGACACGGUCAGGACAGCGGCACCAAACUGAAGCUGGAACCUGGCAAGGGUGACCCGUUCCCCGCUGCGCCGGCCCGUGGCGCCUGCCUGCCCUACCCGGGCACACAGGGCACUGUCCACGCCGUCAGGAGUUCACCUGGCUCUCACCAGCCCAAGCCUCCCCCCGGGCCCUGCGCCGGCCGGACCAGCAGAGCCUUGCGGGAUGGCCUCCAGGGCCAGGCGCCCCUUCCCACCAGCUGCCCCUUCCCGCAGGGGAGCCUGGAGGACGGGCUUCCUCGGCCGGGAGCGCAGCAUCUCCCCGCGGGGUGCUAUCCCACCGAGAACAAGUUCCGAGGCGUCCCAAUGCCCCCGGGAGCCCCGUGUAACCCCAUAUUGUCACUCGAUGUGCCCAUCAAGAUGGAGAGUGAAUCCGGGUCCGAGGAUGCGGCGGAUGGCUACUCUGUGUCCCCGAGCCAGGCGUGGCUGGGGGCCAGUGACGUGGCCAAGAGACAGCUGGUCACUUUCCCUACCAGGAUGCACCUGAAGAUGGAGCCGAACUCCAGGCACCCCCUCUACAGCCCACCCCUGGGGCCCGGCCUGCUGGGGGCCCACCCCAGGCCCAGCAGGGAGCUGGCCCCGUUGCACCCCGCACACUGCGCCUGCCUGGAGCCUCCGCCCCGCCUCUGUGCUGGGGGCCACCAACCCCCCAGCCUGGGCUGUGACUGCCAGGCUCCCGGGCCUGCACCUGUAGUCAAGCUUGAGCCCCUGGACACGCCCCCGUGGGCCGCUCACAGCCAGGGUGGGGUGCCCGGGAUGCUCCCCAGGAGUGCCUUGGCGACACGGAUGCCACCCAGAGACCCCGAGUGCACGUUCCUGCCAUAGAGCAGGCUUCUGUCAAGGCUGACGUCCGUCCCUCAGCCGGCCGGGAUGGCAGUGCAGGGGCAGAGACUUUCCUGAGGGAGGCGCGUGCAAUAGCAAAUCCUGUAUCUCGUCCAACGCCACUGAAGUUCUUAAAUGCAGAGUGGUCUUAAGUCUGCUCAAGUGUGAUAGUAUUGCCCUCUAAGGGGACACGGUUUCUCAGAAAGAGGCCGGAGUGAGCCGGGCCGCCUGGCCGGGCAGCACUCGGCGCUCCGAGAGGUGCGGCAAGCGAGGGCAGGCGACCGGCGACCUGGCCCGACUGCAGCGUCCAGCGCCCCCCCUUCCCGGCUUCCCCGACGCCGCCUCCGGUGAGUGGACCUCGGGGAGCAGCCUCACCCAGGGGGUCCCACUGCCGAGACAGCAAGUUGGGAAUCAAGCUUACUGAGCGGCAGGUGACCGCUUGCCCGAUCCUGGGCGGAGUCCAGAAGUUCCAGGCAGAAGAGGCUGUCAGCACCGGGCCGGCACUUCAUGACGUGCCUGAGGUGCUGGCACAGGCUGAGGCCGGCCCGGGGGAGGAUUGGCCGCUGUUCCUCCUUCCGCGAGCAUCUCUGGUGUUGUCAGGGGGCUCCCGAAGGUGGUUCUUGCUCAUCUGCUUCUCACCGCAUCACACAACCUAGUUUACAGGGUCUGGAUCUGGAAGUCUAGAGAAGUACAAGAUGUAGGGAAAGGAACGAGUUAGUCCAGUUGUCCAGCUGUCUUGCUGACUCUGUACAUGUUUUUAAAUGAGACGCCAAUCAUCAUCCCAGGAGGAGCUAUUAGAGACAAGGCAGACAGGUAAUGCUUUAUAAAAACCAAAAAAUUGUGGGGACUCCCCUGGCGGUCCAGUGGUUACGACUCCAUUCUUCAAAUGCAGGGGCGCAGGUUCAGUCCCUGGUCGGGGAACUGAGAUCCUACGUGCUGUGCGGUGUGGCCAAAAAAAAAAAAAAGAAAGAAAAAAUUGUGAAGGUAACACAUUCCGAACGCAGGAAAUUAGGAUGCAAAAGAAUAAAUCUGAAAGUGCAGGUCACCUGCAAUCACCAGGGGUGGCUCGUGGCUCAGGGCGAAGGUCACUGCGCCUUCCGGGUGACGCCACGCCACGGGUGCAGUUAGCGCAGGACACGACACCAGGGGACAAAAUCACCACCGAGCAGGGGGAAGCUGGUCGGAGACCCCUCUGUGCUGGGGCUGGAGACCCUCCUUACGGGUGCGAUCAUGCGUCCCAGGAGGCUCGGGAGGCGCAGGGGCCCCUUGCAGCCCCGCUGCGUUCAGCGGGGGGUCUUUCUGUCCAGCAUCUGUGGCUUUGGGGUGUCAGUGUUCAGCUCCUGAGUUAAUGCUGAAGCUGUUUGCUAAAUGCAUCGUCACCCUGUCAGACUCAGGACUGGGCUGGCGGGACUGGGUCUUCUGGACCCUUAGGCAGCUGCCUGCUUCGUGGAGGGGCUUCCCCUGGGGGGCGUGGUGGGAGCUGAAGGUCUCUCCCUGGGCUGACAGAGGUUACUCGUUGGAGCCCAGGGUUGGGAGUCAUCAAUCUGUGGCUUCCUGGGAUCCCCGUGCCCUGCCCAGCAGCCUGCUCAUCUCGGCCCAGCCCCCGGGGGCCUUGCAAAAGUGACAUCGGUGCUGUGCUGUCCCCCCCUCCCUCGCCAGAGUCUCCCCCUCCCUGUCACGAUGGCAGCCAGGCUGCCCAUCAGGACCACCUGCUUCCCACCCUCGCCCCCCACUGGCUCAGCAUCCCUCUCUACUUAGUUCUCACGCUGAGCCCAGCACACCUGAUAGAUUUAAUCCCUAAGACAAGGGAUGGAAUUUCGGAAACUUCCUCCUUCCUUUCUAUUCAAGGCAAGUGCCCAGCUCCUCGCAGGCAGCCCUGCACCGUCUUUCAAAAGUAACUGUCAGCCUCUCUGGAGCUCCCUCUGUGCAAUGUCACCCUCGGCACAGGGGUGGGUCCUGGGAUGCACCGGGGCACCCCUCAGCGUGACGCUUGCCCCUCCUGUCUCAGGGUACAGCAGACAGGUGCGCUGCAUGCGCGUAACACAAAAGCGGGAAAACCCUGGACCGAAAAGAUGGACUUGAGAGACACCAUUGCAUGUUUGCACACUGUAGCCGGAUCCCAGUGUAACCAAAGAAGAGCUGCAGGCUGAAGGACAUUCAGCUGUCGCCUCCCAUGAGGGCCACGGUGCCCAAACGUUUCAGAUGGCACCCACUCUCCCGGGACCAAGUGCACCAAAUUGGUCACGGUUGGUGGGUAGACAAGUCGUGCGUUGCUGAUGCAGAAUUCAGCAUCUGGACAUCAGCACUGCAGGUCUUGCAUUCUGGAGAGGCCAUCAUGCUUGGGGCCCAGGUCCUGACAUGCUAGGUCGGUGGGAACAAAACGUCCCUCAGGGCUUCCCUGGUGGCGCAGUGGUUGAGAGUCCGCCUGCCGAUGCAGGGGACACGGGUUCGUGCCCUGGUCUGGGAAGAUCCCACAUGCCGUGGAGCAGCUGGGCCUGUGAGCCACGGCCGCUGGGCCUGCGCGUCCGGAGCCUGUGCUCCGCAACAGGAGAGGCCACAACAGUGAGAGGCCUGUGUACCGCAAAAAACAAAAACAAAAACAAAAACAAAAAAACUCCCUCAGUCAGCAGCACCUUUGUUAUUUUCCAGCCAUGCCCCUGCUGAAAAAUCGUGUGGGGAAGGCGAGGAUGGAAUGUAGAAGGUCAGGUGUGGCCAGUCCUGCUUUAAAAUGUCAUUACCAGUGCUAAUUACGGGCUUGUAUUUUCUGUUGUCUGUAGCUUUUGUCUAUGUAGCUGAAAAAUAUUAAAAUCAAAUAUGAUGUAGGAAUGGGGUGGAAGGGAGGAGAUAAACACAAAUUAUAUUUUAUAUUUUUGCAGUUUCUACUGGAUGAAAAAAGUUUUCAAUAUCUAGACUGACUUGUUGAAUUUUUAAAAAUGGAUCCACUAUAAUAUAACUAUUUGUACUGUUUUCUCAGUGCCUUUAGAAAGCUUUCAAAUACACUUCUGAUACUGUGGUUUGUAUUAAAUUUGCAAUAUUGAUGUAAAAU
Molecule: messenger RNA, 5995 nt
Organism: Mesoplodon densirostris (Blainville's beaked whale)
Lineage: Eukaryota; Metazoa; Chordata; Mammalia; Artiodactyla; Ziphiidae
Gene: AHRR
Product: aryl hydrocarbon receptor repressor
Exons: 8
Coding region: 1132-2952 (606 amino acids)
Biological process (GO): regulation of transcription by RNA polymerase II
Cellular component (GO): aryl hydrocarbon receptor complex; cytoplasm; transcription regulator complex
Molecular function (GO): protein dimerization activity; nuclear receptor activity; transcription cis-regulatory region binding
Source: RefSeq, a predicted model, not a curated record